Messenger RNA from Kalmanozyma brasiliensis GHG001, 2277 nucleotides. Its product is annotated as Clp ATPase, C-terminal. Gene Ontology annotation, molecular function: ATP binding; ATP hydrolysis activity. Lineage: Eukaryota; Fungi; Basidiomycota; Ustilaginomycetes; Ustilaginales. Gene Ontology annotation, cellular component: mitochondrial matrix. The transcript has a single exon. Gene Ontology annotation, biological process: protein catabolic process; proteolysis. The record is from RefSeq and is a predicted model, not a curated record. Bases 1 to 2277 code for a protein of 758 amino acids.
AUGCUGCCGAGGAUACGAGCCGUUGGCGGCCUCAGGGUUCACCUUGCUGUCCCCGCUACGCAAAGGUCCGGCCCUAGCUCAUCGGUCCUUGCACAAAUCAGCAUCACAACUCGCCUCGCACCUUGCCCACGAACGCUAUCCACAGCAGCACGCUCAUCACGGCUCUCCCCAACACUCAACCUCACCCAUCUCACAGCUUCUCGACCACCACACCGCCCCUCUUAUCGCCACCACAGCACCAACUCCACUCAGGGCUCGUACCACACGCCCUCCUCGGCAACCCAAACGCUCACCUCUUUACCCUCCAUCUCUCCACGGUCGCUGGUGAAAUACCUUGACUCGUACGUUGUUGGCCAGACUCGGGCGAAAAAAGUGCUCGCUGUGGGGGUGUGGAACCACUACUUGCGCGUGGCGUCCAACGAGCGGGUGAAAGAGGAGGCCGAAACCGAAUCUUCACCUCCCUCCCCUUCCUCUUCCUCCCCCUUCGAAUCGUCAGCGAGCUCGCCAGGUGAGGAAGGGAGGAAACUACGACUGGGCAAGUACACCCCCUCCAGCCCGGCAGACGCAGAGGCAACCCAACGCUCGCACGUCAUCUCCACAGAACGCAGUGCGGAACGUGCGCGAGAUCCGCACGGCGAAGCGACACGCUCGCUGAUGUUUGGUCGCAGCGAGCGCGAGUGGCUCCUCAACGCCCCCGAGAUCAAGUUUGGGGACAAACCACGACGCGUAUCGGCCAAGACGCCAGCCGAACAGGCCGAGACGGCCAAAUGGUCUGCCGAGACGGCGCGCAUCGGCGUGUUCGGCGUCGAUCCGGACGAGGUAUCCUACUUCUCGUCGAACCAGGGGACGCAGCCGAAGCAGAGCGAGGGGGAGGAGUUGAAGUGGACGACGCCAGCGACUGAGGAGCGUGCCAAAGCCGAUGUCGAGCGACACACUUCCGCGGUCCAUCCGUUUCCCUCCCCACCGCAGUCAGCACCCUUGCCAGCGGGAGAGGGAGGUAUCCUCGCUAGCAACCCGGGGAAUCUGCCCUUUUUUGAAAAGUCCAACAUCCUUCUCCUGGGCCCGUCCGGGUCCGGUAAAACCCUUCUGCUGCGCACGCUCGCCCAGGCACUCGACGUGCCGUUCGUCCAUGUCGACGCGACACCCCUCACCAUGGCGGGGUACGUAGGCGACGAUGUGGAGAGCAUCAUCCAUCGGCUGCUCGUCGAGUCCAAUUGGGAUGUCGCUCGUGCUCAACGGGGGAUCGUGUGCAUCGACGAGAUUGAUAAGCUCAAAAAGACGGGCAAGGGAGGGGCGGGGAAGGAUGUGGGUGGUGAGGGUGUGCAGCAGGCGCUACUGCGGUUGUUGGAAGGGACGGUGGUGGGCGUUCCCAACAAGGCGGGUGCCAGCAACAAAGCAGCCAAAGGCUCCACGCAGGCUCAAGCGCAGCAGUCUCCCGAAGGAGGCGAGUUGGGUGCGUGGUAUGCGCAUCGCAAACGCGCUACGCAGCAAGGCGAACAACCGGCCACAUUCAACGUCGACACGUCCUCCAUCCUCUUUGUCCUCUCCGGCGCAUUUGUCGGCAUCGACGACGUCAUCCGCACCCGUCUAUCUCCCAAAGCAGAGACCGAGGCGAAAUGGUCGCAAACGGAUCUCCUCUCGCGACUCGAACCGACCGACCUCGAAUCGUACGGUAUGAUCCCCGAAUUCAUCGGUCGUCUCCCCGUCUCCGUGGUCCUCAACCCACUCACCUUCCACGACCUCGUCCGCGUCAUGACCGAACCGCGCAACAGCCUCGUCGACCAAUACACCUCUCUGUUCGCCCUCAACGGCAUCCAGCUGCACAUGUCGAGCGGGGCCAUCGAGGAAGUCGUGCACCGCGCCAUGGGAAAUGGUGGCGGAGGCGCGAGGAGUUUGCGGCGGAUCAUGGAGGAGGUAUUGCUGGACGCGUUUUACGAGAGUUACGGUGGCGAGAGUGUCAAGUACAUCUUGGUGGGGAGGGAGAUGGUGAGGGAUGCGAAGGUCGGGCUGUUCAGUCGGGGACAGAGGUUCGAGUUUGAGGCGAGGGUGAGGGGGGAGGCGGAGGAGUGGGAGGCGGAGCAGGCGAGGAAGGGCGCGGACGAGAAGGUGGAUGGCGGGUCGAAGGGCAAGAGUGGGGAGAUGAAGGGUAAGGGAAAGGGUGGUGAUGUGGAAGUGGACGCUACGAGGGCAGACAAGGCAAGGCUCAAAGCGAGAGCACUUAUACGAUCGAGGUUGAGGCGCACCAAUCGCCUCGUCGACCCAGUCAUCUACAUCUGA